CCCAGUGCGUCAACCCCGCCAUGAGUAACUUACAGCUAGUGAUGGACCAUGUAACCAACAGAAAAUGAUGCAUUGAAACACGGCCAGCUGGGUUGCUUGAUUCGUAUCGCGUUUUAAUAGAACAGUCAAGCGAGAUCUGUUAGUCCAGAAUGGGAAGUGAUGCCCUUCCUCUCAAACAGGCUUCUCAGGUUUACCCAGACGUCGUCGUUUUAACUGUCUGCGCUUUGGAAAGGGAGAUACACUCCUCCUGCUCCUCUAGCACAUCGUGGCUCGUGUCCUGGCACGUUCAGUGAACAAAGGGAAACUGACAUGAGGCUUCAGGGAAAGUGGAACAUAAAGCAAAGUCACAUAUUAUUUAAGUCGAGGCUGUUGAGAUGCGGUUGCGUGUGUGUUUCUUUCUUUCUUUCCUUUUCAAAGAGGCCAUAAAAAGCUCUUACGGCCGCGUGAGCAAAUGAUGACAGACUGAUGCAAGACAAGUCUUUUGUUGUAGUAGCCUAUUUCUUUUGCGAAGCUUCCCAGAUGGUCCAGUAGGAGGCGCGGGAUGGCUUGUGUUGCUGAGGAACACAUGGAGAAUGAAUAACAAGGACCAGAGAUGUUCUGAAUGAAAGAAGGAUCUGGCAGCCUUUCGAUAACAAUGCUGGAGAACUUGAGCGAAGCCCACAUUGAUCGACCCGCCCCUAGAUCAUCUACAUUCAGCUUCUCUGCUCUGUUUGCCCUGCCACACCACCUUCACAUGGAUGGGAGCAGUCAUCCAUUCCGGAGGACUCUGUACCGGUUGAAGUUGGUAAGUUCUCCAAAUCUGAGUCAGCUGGGGAAAAAUGAAAAGGCUUCACUGGAGGAGAGAGGAUCAGGCCCUAAUGCCACAUGGAACAGCAUUCACAACGCAGUUAUUGCUGUAUUCCAAAAGAAAGGACUGGCGGACAAUGAACUCUAUACACUCAAUGAAGGUGUGAGGCAGCUAUUGAAAACUGAGUUGGGAUCAUUCUUUACAGAAUACCUCCAGAAUCAGCUUUUAACUAAAGGCAUGGUCAUUUUACGGGACAAAAUAAGGUUUUAUGAAGGUCAGAAGUUACUGGACUCUUUGGCUGAGACGUGGGACUUCUUCUUUUGUGAUGUUCUCACCAUGCUUCAAGCCAUCUUCCACCCCGUCCAGGGGAAGGAGCCAUCGGUGCGUCAGCUGGCCCUGCUGCACUUCCGAAACACCAUCACCCUUAACAUGAAGCUGGAGGAGGCUAUGUCCAGACCGCGAGCCCGCGUCCCUCCCUCCAUCGUCCAGAUGCUUUUGGUGUUACAGGGGGUUCAUGAAUCCAAAGGUGUGAGUGAAGAAUACCUGAAGCUGGAGUCUCUCAUUCAGAAGGUGGUGUCGCCGUACCUGGGCACGCAGGGACUGUGUUCACAUGAGUGUGGCGCUUCUCAGUGCUCCUGUGUUAUCGAGAGGCGUUUGCAGUAUUGCUGGUCCAAGUCUGCAGACCUGCCCUCCAGUAAUCCAGUAGUGCGCUCCAAGAGUUACAACAUCCCCAUGCUGACCCCUGUGGCCGAGUACGACUCUGAAGUGAGCUCUGUAGGCAGCGUCGGCAUCCGGCGUCACUCUGCGUGUGACGUCACUUCCUGCAUAGAGCCCCAGGGCUAUUCGGCCCUGUCUGUGGGAAUAGAGACCAGCUCAACCCCCAGACUCUCACUCGAUCACGACCUCACCCUGUCCGGUGUGAUGCGAGGGGCCACGGGACAGCCCGCUCUGAUUUCUCCGCCCGUCUUCAUCCACACCUCCGUAGGGUGUCUGCAUGCAGCGGACGCCCCGAUGGCUUCAUCCAAGGUGGACAAGGCCCUUUCGUCACCCCCGAGCUGCUCCUCCAGUCCGGAGACGAUUGUAAUGCAGGGGCUGGACUCACUGGAAUCAGAUCCUGACGGAAUCUUCAUCGACUUUUCCCACUGCCGCUCCGAUUCUUUCGGAACGAGCAGGAAAACUAGCUGAUGGAAUCAAUUGCUGUGAAGAAUCCAUUUCAGAUGUUUCAGAUUAUAAACUACCACUAUUUUCUGUGAACUUGUGAAGUAGUUAUGUACGUUGUGAUUUUUAAAACUGGAAUUUCAUUCCUGCUUUGCGCAAAAGCCAAGGCUGCUUUGUGGGAAAAAUGGGAGAAUACUCAAUUUAAAGUGAUUGUUUUCAUAAUGUUCUAAACCUGUGGAUGAAUUUUUGAAUUUUUCUAGUUUUUCAUAGACAAUAGACGUGGAAUGUCUCCAUUUUAAUUAAUACACAUUUUACUGUCUCUCAUUUAUAGAAGCUUAUUUCCGCAAUGGAAUAAAAAAAAUUAAAAAGGGUGAUUGUGGCUUUUUAUCUCGCAAUUUAGAGUUUAUAUCUCACAAUUAAGACUUGUCUUAGAACUGCUAGAUUGCAAGAAAAAAAGUCACAAUUACAUUUUGUUUUUG
This is a messenger RNA of Sinocyclocheilus grahami, 2424 nucleotides long. RefSeq names its product proline-rich protein 5-like. NCBI's taxonomy places the organism in Eukaryota, Metazoa, Chordata, Actinopteri, Cypriniformes, Cyprinidae. Gene Ontology annotation, cellular component: TORC2 complex. Gene Ontology annotation, biological process: TORC2 signaling. The record is from RefSeq and is a predicted model, not a curated record. The transcript has 10 exons. Bases 602 to 1972 code for a protein of 456 amino acids.